AUGACCGCAGCAGCACUGAUAGUCCUGCUACUCCUUCUGGCCAUCCAUUUCGUGAGCAGCUGCUCCAUUAGAGAUGAGUACUCCAAUCUAAUAUCUAAUGGCUUGGAUCAAAAUGGCCAAACCCAGAUCUUAAAACUAAAUAAUAUGGUAACAACUGUGACUUGCGAACCGAUUUAUGACUUCAGGCCUUGCACCACAAAGGUUUGGGGAAACCUUUUCCUCUUUGUGGUCUAUGAGUACUUGCUAUCCCUCGCAGACAAAUACAUUUCCAGUGGAUCCAACCUUUUCUUUCAAAUGUUCGGAACCGGUAUAUUUGGUGGCAGUUUUUCUGUGCGGUUGCUAAAUUCCCACAAAUUGCAUUGGUUCUUGUUUGGUCAGGAACGGCUUGAAAAAAAUAAAGUUCUUUUUCAGCGACCUUGCUCUCAGCCCGUAAAGAUGUCGUUGGAUCGAUCAGCAGUAUCAAUGUCAAUGGGGUUUCUUGCAGGCUCAACAAUGAUGAGCCUAGCAAUAAUCUGGGGUUCUGUCAUUGCUUUUGGAAGCUAUGAUCUUCGACCGACUCCUUCCACAAACCUGGAAAACAAAAAGUCAUUCCUUUCCGAUGGUCUUUCCUAUCAAUCUUCUUGA
Dovyalis caffra is the source of this 624-nucleotide messenger RNA. The record is from the annotation of a GenBank genome assembly. Lineage: Eukaryota; Viridiplantae; Streptophyta; Magnoliopsida; Malpighiales; Salicaceae.